UUGCACAUCUAUUACGUUUGUGUUCUCCCGGUGCUUGAAGUCUCCAGCAGAACAAACGGACCCUAUCGCCUUCCCCAAUUUUCGCCGCCUUGCUUUUUGCUGCCCUCGAAUCGUCGAACAGAACAAUGGCGGCGUCGUCUGCCUCCGCCCGCCUCCAUCUUCCCCUCGCCAGGCUCGAACCCUCUCUUCUUCUUCCUCCCCCGACGAGCGCUUGCAAUUGCUACUUCUCCGUCUCCUACUCGCUCUCUCUUAAACCGUCGUCGUCGUCCAUCUUUCUCAAACCCCUCCUCCUUCCCCGAUCCCUUCGCUCCAAGCCCCUCAAGAGCCGGGCCCCUAGAUCUAGCGCCUUCACGUGCCUCUUCACCGGCAUCGUGGAGGAGAUGGGCCACGUCGAGCGCCUCGGCCCCUCCGGGGACGAUGACGGCGGCAUCGAGAUGCGCAUCGCCGCGAGCACCGUCCUCGAAGGCGUCCAGCUCGGUGACAGCAUCGCCGUCAACGGCACCUGCCUCACCGUGUCCCACUUCGACCCCGGCGCCUCCACCUUCACCGUCGGCCUCUCGCCGGAGACCCUCCGCCGGACCGCCCUCGGUGAGGUCGGCCUUGGGUCCCCCGUCAACCUCGAGCGCUCCCUGCAGCCGAUAUCGCGGAUGGGCGGCCACAUCGUGCAGGGCCACAUCGACGGCACCGGCGAGAUCGCGUCCUUCGUGCCCGAGGGGGACUCGCUGUGGGUGAAAGUGCGGGCCACGCCGGAGCUGCUGCGCUACGUCGUGCCCAAGGGGUUCAUUGCGGUGGACGGGACGAGCCUGACGGUGGUGAAGGUGUACGAGGAGGAGGGGUGCUUCGACUUCAUGUUGGUGGCCUACACACAGCAGAAGGUGGUGAUCCCGCUGAAGAAGGUCGGGGAUAAGGUGAACUUGGAGGUAGAUAUACUCGGCAAGUACGUCGAGAAGCUUCUUAGAGGCAGAUUCGAUGAUCAUUCCGCUGCUAUUACUUCUUGAUAGGAAACGGGAGGAGUUCAAAGGCAAGAGGCAUCAACAUAAGCAAGCGUCCGACCCGAACAUUUUAACGAGUGUGAGACUAAUGCUGCCGAUCUUUACCAAGGAUAGUUUCACAAGACGACACUACUACCUUCUAUGAGGAACAUGAUUGAUUUAUGACUAUUACUUGUUCUUGAACAUGAUAUUAUGCUUCUGUCAUUCUAUAGUCUAACAAUGUAUGCUAUGCCUGUUGUGGUUCUUCAAAACUGGGUUUUGUCUGUCUUAUCUUCUUUGAACUUUUAUUACAACUAUACAUAAAGCUUCACGCCUGUAGUUCAAAAAGCAAGAGGCAUUAACAUAAGCAACUAGCUAACUCUAACACAGCAUUCUUGCCUUCUAUGAAGAACAAGAUUCAGAUGUUCCUCUGUUUAUUUUUGUGAAUGACACUAAACUUUUUCUCUCGCUGUUUUUGGCAUCUGCGGAUAGCGCUAUAUUCUGUUCUAAAAUGUUUCCUGUGUUUGUUGGCGGUUCUUCGACACUGGGGGUCUGGUCUGUCUUCUUUUUUUACUAACUUUUAUGACAACUAUACCUUCACACUUUAGCUAGCCAAUGUUCCUUCCUGUAAGUUCAAAAGUAAGUGGCAUCAAAAUUAGUAACUGAUUUUUCCCGACUCCUGAAAAUAAUUCUUGUUCUUCCUCUUUCCUACUUGUCGGGAGUUGUAUGUCAUCAGCUGAUUGUAACAUGGAUAUUCUAGGAAGAAUAAUACAUUUAUUGUGCUUGUUUUGUUUCCUUACGAUUAAUGGGCAAUGUCACUUAAUUAUCAUGGGCUCAACCUUCCAUAAGUUAAUUGUUGAGUUUAAACUGUUGAUUCAAAAAUGCUUAAAUAAAUCAUAGUUAACAAUAGAAAUAGUUAAUCCAUCAACAAACACUUAAAGGUCUUUCUAAGUAUCCUGUGAUAUGGAACGACUAAAUCGGUUCAUUACAAUCUUUCUCACUUGAGACUUUCAGCAUUUAAGAUACAACAUAACCCAAAAUCAAAUCCAGUAAUAGUCCAAUGAGACCUCACAUCAUUGCAUCUUUGAACGAGUGAUUAGACUCAUCUAAAUUAUUAUGCCUAGUCAUAUAGAGUCAUAUUUCACCGCAUCUGAUGGUUCCCCAAACUAGAGUCUCGCACCACCCUCCCACCAGAAUCGAUUCCUUGGCCAUCAAUCCCUCUCCCUCAUCAGGUGGUGGUGGCACGAAGAAAGCUUUCCUUGGGGAACAAAAAAGCUAAUGUCCAAUGUUACCGAGUAGAGUCAAUAUUUUGAGGCAGUCUCCAUACGUGUUCUUAAGACGAGGGUAAAUUUAGGACGGACCAUAUGCACAAUGAUUGAUGUUCAUCGGGUGGGACGAUCGGUGUGCCAACGUAGUCGCGUUGGCCACCAUACACGCGUUCUGAUGCCAGCUCUCAUCGCCUUCCAAACACAUGCUUUUGCUGUGUCGGGUUAGGAUUAUAAAUUUGUGUAUCGAUAUAUACCCAUUCGCCUAUACCACCACCAGGAGAACAAGAGAGGACCAAAGAGGGAGAGAAGAGAGAGAUCUGCCGCUACCAUCAUCAUCAUGAAGGCUACCGGCAUCGUCACGGUCGCUUCUACGGCGAUCAUGGCGGCCGCCUCGUACUCGACUGCGGUGUCCGGCUCGCUCUCGGAUCCCAAACUCCAAGCUCCAAACCAGGUAAGUGGGCGUCCGUCCACAUCAGCUAUAACGAGUAACCAAGGAUGCUGUGUUCGGCUUCUCACCACGCUCCUCUCGUCCGACACCAUGGAGCAGGGCCGAGAGUCGUCGUCUCAGGAGAAGCAGAAGCAGAAGCAGGAAGAUGGAUCGACUCCCAGAUUCGACGGGUUGCGGUUCAUCGAGUCGCUCGUCACCGCGCAUCGAUGAGGUGAGACCGCGCACCGUUUGCUGCUACCAAUGAUUGCACAUCAUUCUUCUCGACGGUGCAACUACGUUUGAUCAUUGCUGUUUAGUGGUUGGAGAAGGUGUAAUUUUCUUCCCCCUGUUUUCUUGUUUACAAUGAAACGAGAAGCACAUGUUCCAUGUGA
This is a messenger RNA of Musa acuminata AAA Group (dessert banana), 3058 nucleotides long. Its product is annotated as riboflavin synthase-like. The coding region runs from base 126 to 998 and encodes 290 amino acids. Lineage: Eukaryota; Viridiplantae; Streptophyta; Magnoliopsida; Zingiberales; Musaceae. Gene Ontology annotation, biological process: riboflavin biosynthetic process. The record is from RefSeq and is a predicted model, not a curated record. The transcript has 2 exons. Gene Ontology annotation, molecular function: riboflavin synthase activity.